This is a messenger RNA of Diaporthe batatas, 1172 nucleotides long. RefSeq lists its product as uncharacterized. NCBI's taxonomy places the organism in Eukaryota, Fungi, Ascomycota, Sordariomycetes, Diaporthales, Diaporthaceae. The record is from RefSeq and is a predicted model, not a curated record. The transcript has a single exon. Bases 112 to 939 code for a protein of 275 amino acids.
AUCUUAACAGCAGUGGGGCAGAUUCAACAUUGGCGUCUCAUUGACAUCUUCGACAGCGGUCUUGGAUCGAUCGAAUUCGACACGACACAACUGGUCUCAGAAUCUGUCAACAUGGUCAUCGACUACUCGAAGUGGGACAACAUCGACACCGACUCUGAUGAGGAGCCGGUGACCGCCCAGCCAGCGAAGGCUCCGAAGCCGGCAGCUGCUCGUCGAAUGCCGGCACAGCCGACCCAAGCCCCGACAUCUGCAUCGUCAAACGAGACACAGCUUCCAACUUUCGAGUAUGCCGGCACGAAAUGGAACUAUAUCAACCUUGAUUCUGACCCAGAGGACGAUAAGGCGGCCCCUAAGCCCGCAGCUGCGCAUCAAACGGCGGCGAAGCCAGCUCAGGCCUCAGCAUCCGCGUCCUCAAACAUCGCGCAGCCCUCGGGUGAGCACAUCAAGGCCGUCAUUGUCCACUGCGACGGCGACCGAGCCCCCGGAGCCAAGUGGUCGGCGACCACCAUCCCCAGCAACCACCCCAUCUUUCAGCAGGUGGCCAGCCGCGAGGCACCGCUGCCCGCAGCCCUGGAGAUCCCCCUCGCCUUCCGCCGUCUGCCCAGUUCCAAGUUCAAGACGCGCCCCUCUAGCUUGGACAACCAGAUCAUCACCUACAUGAACAUCGAGCUAGAGUCUGGCUUUGCCCCGCCGGGCUGGCAGUCUGAGGUCGGGACCGUGCUCGUGGCACGGCUGGACAAGAAGCCGUUCCUGCCGCAGCAUCUCGAGGCCGUUUGGCAGUACUGCGACCACAUCCUGGAUCUGUUCGGUGAUGGAAAUGGACCACCGAGGCGUCUGUACAACAGGGCGGCGUUUGAGAAGUGGUGGGCGCGCUAUGUGGGGCUGAUGAAGGAGCACGGUGGUGACUGGACCAACGUUCCUACGCCGUAUGAAGUCUGAGCGAGGGUACGGAAUUCGAAGUGAGGUACCAUCAAGUUUGCAUUACGAGAACGGCUGUCUUGGGAGCGUGUCCAGUACUCGUCGCAAUAUGGCGAGUGCUCGCUCAUUGUGGGGAAAAGGAAUUGUCCUCUGCUCUGCCUGUUGUCGUAACCAUUAUUUGAUGGUAGUCUUUGAUUGCCUCUCGUUUUUAGCAUCGCGACAGGUAUCAGUUAGUAUUCUACACACUUGCCCCG